GCAGAGCAGGAGUGCAGUCAUGCAUGUGGACACUGUCUUUCUUGUGUGUCCUCUGAUUUUUGCAGCCUUGUGGAGGGGGAUCUGGGCUGCCUCUCCUGUGCCCUCAGUCCCUGACCGUGUCCAAGCUCUCGCAGGCUCCUGUGUGGUGAUUCCCUGCUCUUUCACUCCUCUGCCUCCUCAUCCUCUCAGAGGGAGGAAGGAGAGGGUGGACGUCCGGCUGCGGUUCAGAGGCGGUGGCCAGUUCUUCCCUCUCCGCAGCACCGCCUUUAACAGCGAGGACAGAGAUCAAGCGAGCAGGGAUUUCCAGGGCCGGACGUCCCUCUUUGGGCGAAUCGCGGAUGGCGACUGCUCAGUGAAGAUUGAAAGGGUCAGCCAGGGUGACUCACGGGUGUUUGAGAUCGCUCUGAAGAGAGGGGACGACUUACUUUGGGGGAAGCCGAGGAGCUUCAGUCUGGAUGUUGUGGACACUCCCGAGCCUCCUGUCAUCAGCGGCGUGUUGGCAGCCACGGAGGGGCAGCUGGUCACCCUGAACUGCUCCGUCAGCUAUCACUGCCCCUCCAGACCUCCUGCCCUGCAGUGGAGCUGGGAGCGAGGAGCCCAGCUGAACAGCACUGAGCCUGGAGGGGUGCAGACACUCCGCCCAGAGCCCCACAGGCUGAUGUUACUGGCCCCUCUGUCCUUCACCGUGUCCCACAAGGUGAAACCCAGGCUCAGGUGCGAAGUCAGCUACCCAGGAGCCAGAGCGCUGGCCACCUCGAAGGAUCUGCAUGUGACAUUUUCACCAAAGGAUGUGAUGGUUCAGGUCCAGUCCUUGAUGGUGCAGGAGGGGGGCAGCGCCUUGCUGGUCUGCUCAUGUAAAGCAGACCCGCCGGUGUCCGAGUACCGCUGGUCCUACAGCCAACACGGCCGCACGGUGCACCUCCACCACCGCACACACGCGGUCCGGGUCUUCAACGUGACCCGCGACAUGAGGGUCCGCUGCUCAGCACAGAACCUGAUUGGUCGAGGAGACUCCAAGCCCACUCCACUGAACAUACAGUAUAAACCCGUCAUCCUCCGGCUUUCCUCCACCUGUGUUAUGGAGGAGUUGGAGGUUUUAUGUCGCUGUUCGGUCGACUCCAACCCCAAAGCAGCAGUCACCUGGAGCGUGAAUGGGACGGUUCCACCUCGUGAUUACAACGUGUCGGUAACAUCUGAGCCUGACCAGCUAACAGCGACUCUGAGGGGCCGCAUGGAGAGACCUCAGACGGUGGUCUGCUUUGCCUUCAACGCGCUGGGAAAUGACUCCCUGAUGUUGCUGCAGGGGGGAGCAGAGACAACACAUUUGCUGUGGCUGGUGAUACCUACUGUGUCCAUCUGCCUGAUCAUAUUCCUUCUGCCUCUUUUUUUCUACUGCUGCCGAAAGAGAGCUGGGAAAGAUGUCCUGAGUAGACGCCCGGCCGUGUACCCUGGAGGGUUGGGAAUUUAUCAGGACCAGAUGCCGCUCUACAUUAACUGCACAGAAGUGACUCAUAUCUACAGCAACGGCAGCUACCAGCUUGUGUACCAGAACUGCACACCUCUCUUUGUCCAUACCAAGCAGAUCCGCCCAAUGGGCAGAAGAGGUGGGGAGAGAAGAAGAGGAGGAGAGGGUGGAGGAACAGACGGACGAACGGGUUUGGGAGUCAGGGGCACGAGAGAGGCGCAGAGUGCUGCUGUGGCCGACGCAGAGACGGCCAUUUACUUGGAGAUCCUCUGAGCUCACUGUGGAGACGUCACAUGAUUCACCUGCUACACUGAACUCACAUUACCCUCCAGAUUCACUGUCAUACUGAUGGUAGCACAUGGUUUAUGCAACUUUCAGUUUUUGUAUAUAUUGUACAUGCAUAUCUAUAUGUCAGCAUUUCACAACCAUGUGAUCUCUUGAAUAGCUUGUGGUUGUCUAUCUCUCAUUAUCUCCACAAAGAACAAUUUGAAUGUCUCUGAGUGUUGGCCUGUGACCUACCUCUGAGCUCUUUUUUCUAUAAAAGAUGAAAAGGUUUG
Molecule: messenger RNA, 2022 nt
Organism: Chelmon rostratus (copperband butterflyfish)
Lineage: Eukaryota; Metazoa; Chordata; Actinopteri; Chaetodontiformes; Chaetodontidae
Gene: psg4
Product: sialoadhesin
Exons: 8
Coding region: 20-1738 (572 amino acids)
Source: RefSeq, a predicted model, not a curated record